AUGUCACAAUUUAACAUUAUUUGGCUCGAUGCUAAUGCUUUGGAUUCAAAGAGUAGCUUUCGCUCUAAAUUGGGUGCCACAAAACUAUUCACAAAUGUAGAUUCCUGUGUUAAAUAUGUGGAAUCGCAUUCAAAUGAGCCCAUUUACCUCAUCGUUUCAGGUUCAUUUGCUAAAGAAGUAGUCCCAAAAAUCUAUGACUCUCCUAAUCUUGUACAAGUCUUUCUUUUCUGUGGAUCAGUAGCUGCAUAUGCAGAAUGGGCCAUGGAUUAUCGAGAUAAACUAAUGAUAUUCGAUCAUGGAGACGAUCUUUUAGAACGAUUAUGGAAUGAUUUGCAAACCAGUCUACAGGAACAAGCGAUGGCAUGUUUCAAACUAGCAAAUGAAUAUAAACAGCGAGCGCUGCAAUUCAAACAGUCAUGUUGUUAA
Rotaria socialis is the source of this 426-nucleotide messenger RNA. The record is from the annotation of a GenBank genome assembly. Lineage: Eukaryota; Metazoa; Rotifera; Eurotatoria; Philodinida; Philodinidae.